UCUUGCGCACACUGGCGUUCAAACGGGGAGGCAGAUCCGGAGUGAGAGGAUUGAACCCCCAGAAAUGACUUUACAAUAAAUAUGAGGAUUUUAAACGCCCUUGGAUUUUUCUGGAUAUUUUCUUUUAUUUAGUCGCACUGGGGAGGAUUCUUCUUCUCCUCAGCUUCUGUCUCUGCCAGCACCGCUCCUUCAGCUUAAAACCAUACCUGGCACAGGUCUCAUGUAGUCUACCUUUAAUCGCUUUUGUAGAGAGAUAGCUAAGCCGCCUGAAGCCAAAUUAGAGGACACGUUUAGGUGACAAAAACAUGUGAUUCCGUGCUGGUUCCAUGCGGCAGCCAAGCCCCGUCGCUGGCAUCUGAACAGCUGGGUCGUGUCGAGAAGAUUGUGGAUUAACGUCUCGGUUUUUUUUUUUUUGCGCGUCUCUCAGUGGCCUGUAGACAAAAAAAUGUGCGCCUGUUUUAUUGAAUUAACUACAUGAGUGGAGCCCGAACAAACGCGCGUACCUGCUCUUGAUUUCCCCCCCACCCCAAAAUAUCUGCUGAAUUAAACGGCGCCAGGGAAAUAUGGAAAGCGAGGUUUUCACCCCUCUGCUGGAGCAGUUCAUGCUCACGCCUCUGGUCUGCUGGGUGAAGACCGUGGGGCAGCCGACAGUGACUGAUGGCACCAGUUUAUCGGAAUAUAUUGAAUUAGUGGAUGGGAUUUACCUGAACGAGAUCAUGCUCGAGAUAAAUCCUAAGGCCACCGUGCAGAGGACCAACAAGAAAGUGAACAAUGACCCCACGCUGCGCAUCCAGAACCUUUCUAUUCUCAUCAGGCAGAUUAAAGCCUACUAUCAGGAGAUUCUCCAGCAGCUGGUGAUGAUGCCCCUGCCUAAUGUCCUGGUACUGGGCCGCAACCCUCUCUCUGAGCAAGGUCUGGAGGAGAUGAAGAAACUUCUGCUGCUGCUGCUAGGCUGUGCUGUCCAGUGUGAGAAGAAGGAAGAGUACAUUGAGCGUAUCCAGACUCUGGAUUUUGACUCAAAAGCUGCCAUAGCCUCCCAUAUCCAAGAGGUGACUCACAACCAGGAGAACGUGGUGGACCUGCAGUGGUUGGAAGGGGGAGAAAUGCCUGCUGAGGAGCUGGACGGCCUCUCCAGAAACCUGGCUUUCCACCUCAAACGCCUGGUGGAUGAAAGGGACACACAGCUGGAGACUAUAGUGGAGUUAACCCAGGAGAGAGACUGUGUGCAGCUGUCUCCACUGGCCCCCUGUCCUACCCAGUCUCCUGGUGACUCCCCCAGUAUGAGGAGGACCGAAAGCCGUCAGCAUCUCUCUGUGGAGUUGGCCGAUGCCAAGGCCAAGAUCAGACGCCUUCGGCAGGAACUAGAGGAGAAGAGUGAGCAGCUUUUGGACACCAGGCAGGAGCUUGAGAACAUGGAAGUAGAGCUAAAGAGACUUCAGCAAGAGAGCUACCAGCUGCUGUCUGACGCUCGGUCGGCUCGGGCCUAUCGCGACGAGCUAGACGCGCUCAGGGAGAAGGCGAUACGCGUCGACAAGCUGGAGAGCGAGCUGAGCCGAUAUAAGGAGAGACUUCACGACAUUGAGUUUUACAAGGCCAGAGUCGAGGAGCUGAAGGAGGACAAUCAGAUUCUGCUGGAGACGAAGACUAUGCUGGAGGAGCAGCUGGAUGCUACCAGGACCCGGUCUGACAAACUGCACCACCUGGAGAAAGAGAAUCUGCAGCUGAAAUCUAAGAUUCACGACCUGGAGAUGGAGCGUGACAUGGACCGUAAGCGAAUGGAGGAGCUGCUGGAGGAGAACCUUGUGCUUGAGAUGGCACAGAAACAGAGCAUGGACGAGUCCCUGCACCUGGGCUGGGAGCUGGAGCAGCUGUCCAAGACACCAGAGCUGGCUGAAGCCCCUCAGAAGUCUCUGGGCGAGGAGGUGAAUGAGCUGACCUCAAGCCGCCUGCUGAAGCUGGAGAAGGACAACCAGACUCUGCUGAAGACGGUGGAGGAGCUGAGAGGAGCAGCCAGUCAGGACACCCUGGCGAAACUGAGCAAAGUCAAUCAAGAGAACCAGAAGCUCACUGAGAAACUGGAGCAGCUGCAGGCUGAACUCACGGCAGACAGGGAGUCGCUCUGCUGCUCGGAGUCGCUCAGUACUGAUCUGAUGAAGGAGAAGGCUUUACUGGAGAAGACCCUGGAAACACUCAGAGAAAACUCAGAGAGACAGAUGAAGGGUCUGGAACAGGAGAACAAGCACCUGGGCCAGACGGUGUCUUCCCUUCGUCAGCGCUGCCAGGUGGGCGCCGAGGCCCGGGUCAAGGAUGUGGAGAAAGAAAAUCGCAUUCUCCAUGAGUCCAUCUGUGAGACAACGGCCAAACUGAACAAGAUGGAGUUUGAGAGGAAGCAGCUACGUAAAGAACUUGAAAUUACGAAGGAGAGAGGUGAGAGAGCAGAGGAGCUGGAGAUCCAGAUGCGGAAGCUGGAAAGAGACAACGAGAGCCUGCAGAAGAGAAUUGCCAGUCUUGGUAUCACGUGUGAAAAGGUGUCUUCUUUGGAGAAGGAGAACUGUGACCUGGAGGAAGAAGGCCGCCGUCUGAAGAAAAAACUGGAUGCUCUGAAGAACAUGGCCUUCCAGCUGGAGGCUCUCGAAAAGGAGAACUCCCAGCUGGAGCACGAAAACCUGGAGCUUCGGCGCUCGGCCGAGAGUCUCCGGUUGGCGGGGGCGAAGGCCGCCCAGCUGGAGGCUGAAAACCGGGAGCUGGAGAGUGAGAGGAGCCAGCUGAAGAGAAGCCUGGAGCUGCUCAAAGCCUCGUCUAAGAAGACAGAGAGAUUAGAGGUGAGCUACCAGGGCCUAGAUACAGAGAACCAGCGGCUGCAGAAGGCUUUAGAGAACAGCAGCAAGAAGAUCCAGCAGCUGGAGGUAGAGCUACAGGAGGUGGAGACUGAGAACCAAAACCUCCAACGUAACCUGGAGGAGCUCAAGAUCUCCAGCAAACGCCUGGAGCAGCUGGAGCAGGAGAACAAGACUCUGGAGCAGGAAACCUCACAACUGGAGAAGGACAAGAAGCUACUGGAGAAGGAGAACAAGCGGCUGAGGCAGCAGGCAGAGAUCCGCGACUCCAAGCUGGAUGACAGCAACCAGAGGAUCACCGCCUUGGAGAAGGAGAAUCGGACCAUGGGCAAGGAGAUGAUCUUCUUCAGGGACUCCUGCACGAGAGUCAAAGACCUGGAGAGAGAGAACAAGGAGCUGGUUAAACAAUCCUCCAUGGAUAAGAAGACGCUGAUUACACUCAGAGAGGAGCUUGUGAGUGAGAAGCUGCGGACUCAGCAGAUGAACAAUGAUCUAGAGAAACUGACUCAUGAGUUGGAGAAGAUUGGACUGAACAAAGAGAGGCUCCUGCACGAUGAGAGCUCAGACGACAGGUUUAAGCUCCUUGAAACCAAACUGGAGUCGACUCUGAAAUCAUCUUUGGAGAUUAAAGAGGAGAAGAUUGCCGCACUUGAAGCCAGACUUCAGGAGUCCUCAAACCUCAACCAGCAACUUCGUCAGGAGCUGAAGACGGUGAAGAAAAACUAUGAGGCGCUGCGUCAGAGAGAGGAAGAGGAGAGGAUGGUGCAGAGCUCUCCACCUAGAGGAGGGGAGGACCCUCAGACUGUCAGGAAAUGGGAGAAAGAGAGCCAUGAAGCCACCAGGGAGCUGCUGAAAGUCAAAGACAGACUCAUUGAGGUGGAGAGAAAUAAUGCCACGCUGCAGGCUGAGAAGGUGGCCCUGAGGAGUCAGCUCAAACAACUGGAAACUCAAAGCUCCAACCUGCAGGCUCAGAUAGUGGCCCUGCAGAGACAGACCGCCUCCUUACAGGAGAACAAUACGACGCUGCAGACGCAGAACGCCAAGCUGCAGGUGGAGAACUCCACCCUGAGUUCGCAGGGUGCGUCCCUCAUGGCCCAGAAUGCCCAGCUGCAGACCCAGCAGAGCAGUGUGGAGGGAGAGCGUGAGGGAGCCCUGAAAGAGAAAGAGGAGCUGAGGGCCACCUACGAGAUGCUCCUCCGCGACCACGAGAAGCUGGCGGCGCUCCACGAGAGGCAGGCCGUUGAGUAUGAAGCGCUGAUCGGGAAGCACGGCGGCUUGAAGACCUCCCACAAGAGCCUGGAGCAGCAGCACAGGGACUUGGAGGACAAGUACAAAGAACUCCUGCAGAGAAAGGGGGAACUGCAGGAUCUGGAGAAGAAUUUGAAGGAGCAGCAGGAAAAGAUGGCACUGGAGAACCAGAGCCACCGAGACAUAGCUGACCAGUACAAACUGCUCAAAGAGGAAAACGAUAGACUCAAUAGUACCUAUCGUCAGCUGGUGAAGGACAACGAGAAUCUCCAGCUGGACCACAAGACCAUUAAGAGCCAGCUGAACAAUGCAAAGCUGGAUCAGACUAAGCUGGAGGCUGAGUUCUCUAAACUGAAGGAGGAGUACCAGCAGCUGGACAUCACCUCCACCAAACUCACCAACCAGUGUGAAUUGUUGAGCCAGCUGAAAGGAAACUUGGAGGAGGAGAAUCGUCACCUGCUGGACCAGAUCCAGACUCUGAUGCUGCAGAACCGCACACUGCUGGAGCAGACCAUGGAGAGCAAAGACCUGUUCCACGUUGAGCAAAGACAAUACAUAGACAAGCUGAAUGAGCUGAGGAGACAGAAGGAGAAGCUGGAGGAGAAGAUCAUGGACCAGUACAAGUUCUACGACCCUUCACCUCCACGCAGACGAGGCAACUGGAUCACUCUGAAGAUGAAGAAGCUGAUCAAGCCGAAGGGCAGGGAGAGGAUGCGUUCCCUCACGCUGACUCCGUCUCGCUCUGAGUUUGGAGACGGUUUCCUGACCCUCCCCCAGGACAGCCAGGACAGCUCAUCCAUCGGCUCCGGCUCCAACUCGCUGGACGACACGCUCACGCGAAAGAGCAGGAGGAGAGGGCAGCAGGCCCAUGCCCAAGUGCAGGGCUCGUCCAAUGCUAUAAAAAGGUUGCCUUUCAUGAGGAACAGAUCCAAGGACAAAGACAAGGCCAAGGCCAUCUACCGGCGCUCCAUGUCCAUGAAUGACCUGCUGCAGACCAUGGCGGUGGCGGGUGGCACAGGAGCUCAGUGGGCGUGCAGCAUCGAGAACCUGGACGGGGCUGAAGCUGGGGACGGUGGCAUGACGGGCGGCGGCAGGCGCAGCGGGCAGCGCAUGAAGGAGCUCGCCCUUUCCACCAACGCCAUCGACUGCGCCGCCCUCACCCUGCCCUCGGCGGGGCACAGCAGGGCCAAGCUCCGGCUGCAGGUCAAAGCAGGUAAUGCGUCAUGCGAGGAUGUCGCUGGCUCUACAGAUGACCCCAAGAGUCAAGGCCUGCAGGUGUAUAGCAGUGCUUUGUGUCCUUCUCCUGUUGAGCAGAGCGCUAUGUGCAGAGUGCCCUGUAGCAUCUGUACCUCCAGGCCCUCCAGUCUCCAUAGCAACAGGACCAUCAGUAGCAAUAGUAACAAUAACUCCCACCUCACUUCUCCUCUGGAGGGCAAAGCUAAUCACUGCCUGCGCCUCCCCUCAGGCACGCUGAACGGCAGCCUCAGCAGGCCUCACAGCGAGAGCAGCGGCGAGUUCAGCCUGAGCCUGGACCAGGAGGUGUGGUCCAGCAGCGGCAGCAGCCCCGUGCAGCAGCCCUCCUGCUCCCGCUCCUCUCACCAGAGCCCCCUGCAGAUGCGCCGGUCCCUCGACCCGUCCGGCGCCGCGGGCAGCCCCGGCCAGAUGCAGAUCAGGAAGACGGGGUCUCCGGCCAGCGAGGUGCUGUCCCUGCAGCAGUUCCUGGACGAGGGCAUCGACCCUGCGGAGUCUGGCAGCCAGGAGAACCUCACCGUCGACUCUCCUCGCCUCUCCACCUCUUCGGAGCAUCCGCCGAAGGAGCGCGCUUCCACUAAGGCCCGGGGCAUAUUGCGGUCAUCCAGCGGGAGAGCGGCCCCAGCCAGCGCCGACCGGCCGCCGAGGUCCUCGGGGCAGCCGGGGCGCCCGACUCUGCGUAAGGCCGAGAGCACCCGCGUCAGGGGCUCGGCCCCGAUCCGCUCCAGCCUGUCUUCGCAGGGCAAAGCCACGUCCGUGUCGGAGCGGCUGGACUCGGCUUCCUCCACGCUGCCCCGCGCCAGCAGCGUCAUCUCCACCGCCGAGGGCACCACGCGGCGCACCAGCAUCCACGACCUGCUGUCCAAGGACAACCGGCAGCCCGUGUCCGUCGACGCCUCUCCACCUGUCGCUCCCACCAAGGCGGGCGUUCGCUCCCAGCCGACACCCAGUGAGUACUACCCCUACAGCACCAACCCCAAGGGACCCCUUACCGCCGCCACCACCACCCCUCUGUCCAAGUCGCUCAGCUUACCUAGCCAUAGCUUGGAGGACCCCGACCUCUCCACCCUCGAGUCUUUCCUCGGCCCUUCCUUCACCGUCGAGUCGGUGUUCAUGGACUCCAUCUUUAGCGAGUCGGCGGGCAAAAACCUCCCCUUCCUGUCCCUUAACCCCACCCUAGUCAGCAACAUCAGCGGGCCUCCCGUCACAAAUAAGCCCCACCCUCCCCCUGCGCCGGACCACACUUCCACCCAAAGCCAGCCCCCUCACAGUCAGUCAAACGGCCAGACGAGGUCGAGCUCAGCCGGCCAAGAGUGCAACAAGAGUGUUGAUGUGAAUAAUUCAGACGAGGCACUGAGCCCAGAGGACAACCAGUCCCUGUGGUACGAGUACGGGUGCGUUUGAAUGACAGGGAGGUUUCUGGCUUGCUCAUCUUGAUGCUCAACUCUGCUAAAAGAGGCGGGGGGGGGGAAACACGACUGAAAGCAUAGACGAAGAACAAACCCUGCAUCUCUGCAUGUAUUUAUCAGAGCACUAUCUAUCUCUGUGUGGUGUAUUUGGGUUGUUGUUUUCUUUUUGACGUGGUGUUUGGUUUUUGUUUUUGGUUCUUUUUCUUGUUCUGUUCUUUGAGGUGGGACUUUUAAGAAUGUUCUUCCGUCCUCCUCCAUGUUAUGGUUUCCAUCCGUUUUCACUGGUGGCUAACACAUACUAUUAUCUGCUGUAGAGGGCUGUUUACACAUUACACACGAUCAGUGAGCAGAAGCACGAGGCCGAAGCAGACAGAGCCAAUGCAGUGAAAAUCACAGCAGCAGAAACCCCUCGUCUCAAAAGUAGCAUCGUGUCAGAUAAUAGAUUCACUUUCCACUUUUGUGUUUUAUAUGACGAAUGAGAGUCCUUUUCACUCUUUAACUCAGUUAUCAUCAACUUUUAACUGCAUGGUUUGGUUCUGUCUCAGUCUGACCUGAAAUGCUCAUUUUGAUUGCGGUGGUCAAAAUGGUUAUCAUGUUUACCUUCCAUUUGUUUCUGUUGUUUUUUUGUUUUUUUUGUACAUUUGGUUCCUUUUCUGUAUUUACUUUUCUAAUCAUACUGACUGGAGCCUCUGGUCCGUGGACGGUGGGGCGCUAUCAGGUGGAUCUUAACUGAGCUCUGGGGCUGGUGACAAAAUGAUGGAAGCUUCAUUCUCCAAAUAAUCAGAGAUGUUUUUAGUUGAGGGUGAAUGAAAGUUGAUGGUAAAGGAAGUAGAACACAGUAUGAACACAGUGGUUGUUGAAUGUCAGAUUUCCGGCAGGUUGUGAUGCUGAAACAGGGAGUAGAUAAGUUGGGAAUGGUCGGAGAUUGUUUUGUGAAUGAAGCUGACAUCAUUUCUGUUGGUAUUUGGAAACUUUUUAUUUCCUCCUCCAGACGCGCCACAACUUAAGAAUCGAUGAUAUUUGAUUUUAUGUUUUAGACUGACAUGAUCUUGUACAGACUAUACUCAUUAAGUUAUAAUCAAAGACGAGCACUACUUCCUGUGCCUAUGCUAGUAGAUCUGUCUGCCUCUAGGUUCUAAUUUAUUUCUGCUCUUGUUCUCUGUCGAUGCUGUUUCCAAGUUGCUUUAUCGUGUUCACCUUGAUUCCCAGUAUGUGCACGCCUGAAGGAAAUGAAAGUGUUCUGCUGCUCUGCUGAUGUAACAUGAACAUUACCUUUGUCCUACAGAUGUGGAGGGCAGAAAGUCUAAAAGCAGGAGUGGGGAGCCGCAGCAAAGCUGCUAAACCCUGCCCCCCCACCCUCGUCUGUCUGCUACCAUGCUGCGAGCGCGUGAGAGAAAGGUGGCCUUGGAGCUGUGAGUCUGAAGCCUAGUAGAGUUAAUCUGCUGAGACCGUCUACAGUGAGAAAAGAUUGUAUAUCCCAGUUUCGUCCCUUGUUUUUAAAACCCAGGACUUCAGUAGAGAAACAUGGCUUCCUUCUCUGUUUUGUUUUUCUUCCUUGAAUCAAGGAAACGACCUAAAAAUACUAGAAAAUGUUGCAGUGGCAGUUUUUUUGUUGUUUUUUUUUUUUUCCAUUAAGACUGCUGUGGCAGAUUGCACUGCCACGUGUGGGACGGCUAGACGUGCACUAGUCUCUUCGGACUAAGAUUAAAGUGCCAAUGUUCACACAGCAGCCGAAAGGGCGACUUCAACCAGACUGAGGACUCCAUUUUAAACUUAAGUCAGGCAGAUUAUCUUCUGCCCAUUGUCACACACACAAAAAAAGAGUCUUUGUAAAUGGCCAGAAUGCACAAGCAACGGCAACAUAACGCAUGUCAGCACAAAACACUUUGGGUUAUUGUAUCAGACUGAAGAAUCACAAUCUGCAUGGAGCAAUCAGUCAGCCAAUCAUCCCACUUCCUUUAUCCGAUCAAGGACGACGACGGUGUUCAGUGGGAGUUUUACUCGCCGGGAUGCCAAAUGGACUUGGACACUAAGCCAUGACAGCUCUGUGACUGGCGCCUGUUGCCUGCCGAUCACAGAGCGAAAGUUGUGUGAACUGAGCGUGAACGAGAGAGAGAGAGAGACUGACGACGGGAGAGUUCCAGGUCACCUAUAAGGCAGUCGGCAGUUCGCUGCACAUGCCAGUCACGGAGAUCAACCGACAAAUCACAUUUCACCAUAGAUAAUUUACCAAAUGGCACAGAGUCAUCUCAUUAAUCGCCUCCCAUCCCGCUCUCAUUGGAGACUAACAGUACGAAGCACACGUGCAGUGUGUGUGUGUGUGUGUGUGUGUGUGUGUGUGUGUGUGUGUGUGUGUGUGUGUGUGUGUGUGUGUGUGUGUGUGUGUGUGUGUGUGUGUGUGUGUGUGUGUGUGUGUGUGUGUUUCCUGAAGAGGCCCCCCGGUAAGGAUCUGUGUGAGUCUGACUGGAGUAUAGGUGACCUGUGACGUGCCCCGCGCACACACAACAUGUGCAGAUUUCUGUUGUCGUGUUGAACAUGAUGAUGUUGGUGAUGAAACCCAGUGUUUUCCUCCUUUUCCACUUUUACAUGAAUCCAUUUGAUGUAAUUAAAAUUCAUCAAGACUA
Messenger RNA from Mugil cephalus (flathead mullet), 9369 nucleotides. RefSeq names its product girdin-like. Gene Ontology annotation, cellular component: centrosome; cytoplasm. The record is from RefSeq and is a predicted model, not a curated record. Lineage: Eukaryota; Metazoa; Chordata; Actinopteri; Mugiliformes; Mugilidae. Gene Ontology annotation, biological process: cytoskeleton-dependent intracellular transport; cytoplasmic microtubule organization. The transcript is spliced from 38 exons. Bases 564 to 6740 code for a protein of 2058 amino acids. Gene Ontology annotation, molecular function: microtubule binding; dynein light intermediate chain binding.